AUGUCACAAGCAUAUUAUACGCCGAGUAAUAGUUGUGCAUCACGAAGAAGACAACUUCAUUGCUUCUGUGACCUUGAUUCACCUCUCACUACUUUGUGGACUACUAGAAAUCAUGGGAGGAGGUUUAACGACUAUGGGCUAUACAAGUUGCAGGGAAGAAAUGGAUGCAAUUUCUUCAAUUGGUACGAUGAAGAAAUGUCUGUGCGUAUAAAGGAGGUUAUUUUGUCACUAAUGAAGAGAAUUGAUGAACUUAAGAAGAAGGAUAAUAUGAAGCUGAAAAAAGAUGAAGAUUUGAAGAAGAAGCUAAAAUUUUGCCAAGGAUUGGUUGUUGCAUCUGUUGUGGUCAUCAUGGGAUUUAUCUGUAUUGUUACCUUGAAGAAUUGA
Vicia villosa (hairy vetch) is the source of this 384-nucleotide messenger RNA. RefSeq lists its product as uncharacterized. The record is from RefSeq and is a predicted model, not a curated record. Lineage: Eukaryota; Viridiplantae; Streptophyta; Magnoliopsida; Fabales; Fabaceae. The transcript is spliced from 2 exons. The coding region runs from base 1 to 384 and encodes 127 amino acids.